AUGAGAACCCUAAUCGCACUUCUUGGCCUCAUCGAAUUUGUUUGUGGGGCGGCCGUUGUCUACUCGGGCACCACACAAACCUAUGUGCUCAACAAGUUUAUCGCACAUCGCUCAAAAGUGGCAAAGGGACAACAACAAUGGCACGACUACGAGGCCGAGUACGACUAUCAAUGGGGUGGUGGCACAAAGCCUCCGGUUAAGUACUACCCAGCCGCCAACAAGAUGUACACUUUGAGAUGGAAUGCUUCGUUGGCCACCGCCGCUGCGAAUCGUCUGAAUACUCUUUCUGGGAAUCAGAUGACCGGCACAGUGCCAAGCAAUGUCGGAGAAAUCACUCAUGGUGUUCUCUAUGGGAUCGCUCCAAACACAAUGACUGCACAGGCAAUGUUCAAUGCCGCUUGGAGUAGCUCGUGGGGCAACUAUUUGAACACUUUCGGCCUCCCGUCAAUGGCCUAUCAGCCUAAUAGCGGCAACAGCUACUAUAAUUUCAACUACCAGAUCAUUGCCGGACCGGCGAAUCAGAUCGGCUGCGCCUACAUCAACAUGACCAACAAUCAAUACGCGACUGUUUGCCACGUAUAUCCAAAAGGUCUGGCUGCUGGAGUGUCCGUCUACAUUUCUGGAACAAAAGCCACCGCUUGCUCGAAAUGCCCGAAUGCCACCGCUCCGUGCAACUCCGUUAGCAAGCUCUGCGUCAUCAAAGCAUCUGGA
Molecule: messenger RNA, 711 nt
Organism: Mesorhabditis belari
Lineage: Eukaryota; Metazoa; Nematoda; Chromadorea; Rhabditida; Rhabditidae
Source: the annotation of a GenBank genome assembly